AUGUCUAAUUUAGUGGGAACCUUUGUGGCAGGGUUAAAGUCCCGAAUUGUAGAUGUACAAAUUAAGACCGCUCGCGACCUUUAUCGCUAUGCUAAGACGGAGUUACGAGAAGUUCCACAAGAGGAGCUUACUCAGUUCCUCGAUGAGUUCAAUCAUCAAAUAUUUGAAAUGGUCUCAAGUAACGAUGUUCAUGAGAAGAAAGGUGGAGUUCUAGCCAUAGUUUGUCUCAUCGGUGGCGAUUGUGAUACAACUAAGACUCGUAUUACAAGAUUUGCCAACUACCUUCGCAACCUUUUACCGUCAUCCGAUGUUGGUGUGAUGGAACUAGCGGCCAAAACUGUUGGUCGAUUGGCAACUGUGUCUGGAGUAAAACGAGCUGAAUAUGUAGAAUUCGAAGUUAAAAGAGCAUUCGAGUGGCUAUCUGAAGAACGUAAUGAAGGGCGAAGACACUCAGCAGUUUUGUUACUCAAAGAAAUGGCUAUAGCUAUGCCAACAUAUUUCUACCAACAAGUAUCUGGGUUCUUUGAUCAUAUUUUAGUUGCUCUUAAGGACCCAAAACAGCAAAUUCGUGAAGCUGCAGCUAAAGCAUUAAGAGCUGGCUUAGUUGUAACAGCUCAGCGAGAAACAGCAAAACAAUCUACUGCUAAACCACAAUGGUAUAUGCAGUGUUACGAAGAUGCUGUGUUAACAUUUGAAGAUAUUCCAAUGAAAGAAAAGGGAAUGAGUAAAGAGGAUAGAAUCCAAGGAGGUAUACUCAUCUUAAAUGAGUUACUCAGAUGCUCAAAUGCGGUGUGGGAAAAAAAAUAUAGUCAUCUAAUGCAGAGUCUCAAUCCACAAAAAGAUAUAACAUUAUCUGAAGAUAUAAUUUUUAUAAGUAUGAAACUGCAUAGUCCAUCAGUGAAGAGAGGAUACCUUUGUGAUGGUUACAAGACAGAAAAUGUAACAUACCCAGUUCCUAUUUAUGAAUCGGAAGUCUGCCGCAAUCUACUGACUACACAUUUUGAAAAGAUUUGUAAAGAUGUUAUGUCCCAGCGACUUCUCAAAACACAAGGAAUACCACAAGUUCUUCUCAUUAUUAUUCCAAGGCUUGCUGCUUUUAAUAAAGAUUACUUCUUAAAGAAAUACCUUAGUUCCACAAUGAAUUACUUACUUUCAUGUGUCCAUCGAAGUAGAGAGAGGGAUAGAAAUAUGGCCUUCAUAACAUUAGGCCUAAUGGCUGCAGCUAUUGAAAAUGACAUCAAAAGUUAUAUCCCUAGUAUACUGGAUGCCAUCAAACAAGCUUUGCCCAUAAGAGACUCGCAAACAAAGAAGAGAGUUGGCAUUGAUCACUCAAUCUUCGUUUGUAUUACAUUACUAGCAAGUGCUGUUGAACACCUUGUAGUCAACGAUAUUAAAGAAAUACUUGAUGCCAUGUUUGCUACAGGUCUCAGUGCAUCCUUAACAACUUGUCUAAGAGAACUAAGCUGUUACUUACCCUCUCUAAAAGAAGAAAUAACAGAAGGCUUACUAAAUAUGCUUUCUUUGGUGCUAAGAAAUAAACCUUUCUUACACCCUGGAGUACCAAGAAGUUUGGAACAGCAAAUGAGUAACAUGAGUCUAGCCAUUGAACCACAAGAUACAGCUAGUAUUGUGCUUGCACUGCGAACUCUAGGGACGUUCAAUUUUGAAGGGCAACACAGCUUACUAACGUUCGUUAGACGUUGCACUGACCACUUCUUGCAAAGUGACCAACAAGAAGUUCGAUUAGAAGCAGUAAAAACAGCUGCCAAGCUGUUAGCUGAUGCUAUUACCAGAACUAUAAAAACACCUUCAAGGACUCUUACUGUUUUGACUGCAGAAGUAGUUGGAAAGCUUUUAGUGGUAACAGUUACCGAUCCAGAUUACGAAGUUCGUUAUUGGGUUCUGAAAUCCUUGAAUAAUAUUUUCGACAUACAUUUGGCUCAAAUUGAGAACCUGGGUUUUCUCUUCAUGGCCAUGAACGAUGAGCAUGUGGCUAUCAGAGAAUUGGCCAUAUGUACUGUUGGUCGAUUGAGUGUCGUCAAUCCAGCCUAUGUCAUGCCUGGGCUAAGAAAAACUUUGAUACAGUUUUUGACAGAGUUGGAACAUUCAGGAAUGAGUAGGAAUAAAGAACAAGCUGCACGAAUGUUGAAUAAUCUUAUACUCCAUGCUCCGAAGCUUGUUAAACCUUAUAUGGAAACAAUACUCAAUGUUCUAGUACCAAAACUCAAAGAGUCUGAUUCUAAUCCUGGUGUAGUUAUCAGUGUCCUAAAAGCUGUAGGUAAUUUAGCUGAUGUACAUGGUGACAAUAGCGGGCUGAAAAAAUGUUUGCCAGAACUACUUACCAUUCUUCUUGAACUAUUAUCUGAUGCUACUGCAACGGAAAAAAGGAGCGUAGCUUUAUGGGCUUUUGGCCAAUUGAUUAGCGCUACGGGAUAUGUUGUUACACCUUACACAGAUUAUCCGAAUCUCAUGGAUGUUUUACUUAAUUUCCUAAAGACCGAACAACAACCAAAAGAUAGAAGGGAAACUAUUCGAGUUUUAGGCUUACUAGGAGCUUUAGAUCCAUAUAAACAUAAGAUAACAAGAGGGCUAAUUGGUGAGCAGCCCGAUUCCAGUUUGGUUCCAGUAGCUGAUAGUAAAGCGGAAGAGAAUAAUUUUGACAUGACGACAAGUGAGAUGUUGGUAAAUAUGUCGUCUCCUGUUCUCGACGAAUACUAUCCAGCGAUAGUCAUUUCCACACUUAUGAGAAUAUUACGCGAUCCUACACUUCAACAACAUCACACAAGUGUGGUUCAAGCAGUGACUUUUAUCUUUCAGUCUUUGGGAAUCAAAUGCGUUCCCUAUAUUUCAAGGGUUACCCCUAGCCUCCUAUACGUGGCUAGAGCUACAGACAGCAAUAACUUUAGAGAAUUCCUCUUCACGCAACUAGCUAGAUUGAUUGCCAUAGUCAAACAACACAUUCGCAAUUAUUUGGAUAAGAUUUUUGACUUGAUCAGAGAAUUUUGGACUCCAAAUAGUCCCUUCCAGCCAACACUAAUUUUAUUAGUUGAAUACAUCGCUGUGGCUCUUGGGUCCGAGUUCAAGGUUUAUUUACCCCAACUAAUGCCACAGAUUUUAAGAGUUCUUGCGCAUGAUACCAGCAAAGAUAGAAUGGUCACAGAGAAGUUGUUAUUCGCAUUACAAAAAUUUGAAGAUAAUUUAGAUGACUAUAUGCAUUUAGUGAUACCAUCAAUCGUCAAAUUAUUUGACGCGUCAGAUUGUCCGAUAAAUGUGGCAAAAGUAGCAAUGGAAACAGUAGACUAUCUGUCAGACUCUUUGAAUUAUAGCGAACUGGUAUCCAGAAUAAUUCAUCCUUUGGUUAGAAGUCUGGACACCUGCGCUUCUUUGCGGCUCACUGCUAUGGAUACAUUAUGCGCGUUGAUUGUACAACUCAGUCGAAAAUUCACCGACUUCAUUCCUUUGGUACAAAAAGUGGUUGUGAAGCAUAAAAUACAGCAUCAAAAUUAUGAGUUACUGUUGUCACGCAUGCAAUCAAGUCAAACACUGGCGAUGGACGAAUUUUUGCAAAGUACGAGACGUAGGCCGAAGAAUAAUAACCAAGAGGCUCGUAUUGUGACAUCGUGCGACACUUCUCAGUCGAUACGCAGGUUGUGCGUAAAUGCCCAUAACUUGAAGCUGGCGUGGACCGUGAGCUCUCGAGUAUCAAAGGAUGACUGGCUUGAAUGGCUAAGAAGAUUUAGCAUUGGGCUGCUUACCGAAUCUCAUAGUCCUGCUCUUAGGGCAUGUCUGGCUUUAGCUCACAAUUAUUCACAACUUCUACGAGACUUAUUCAAUGCUGCCUUUGUAUCAUGUUGGACUGAGUUAACUGAACCACCGUGGCAUACAGAACUCGCAAAUGCCUUAGAGCAAGCUUUAACUGCACCUGACGCUCCAGAAUUGGCCCACACAGUUUUAAAUCUUGCUGAAUUUAUGGAGCAUUGUGAAAGCGGCCCUCUACCUAUAUCUACGCAUUUGUUAGGAGAAAGGGCCAUGCACUGCCGAGCGUACGCGAAAGCCUUACAUUACAAGGAGGAAGAGUUCCGGAGUGGUGCUACAUCUCAAGUUGUGGAAGCAUUAAUCCAUAUUAAUAAUAAGCUUCAACAGAAGGAAGCAGCUGAGGGUCUAUUAGAGAGAGUUAUGGCGCAACGCGAAGCUGGUGAUGCAGAUCUUAAAGUGCAAAUCAGAUGGUAUGAAAAACUACACAAUUUUGAGAAAGCCCUUGAUCUUUACGGUGAGAAGUUAUCAGUGGAUUCAAAUGAUAUGGAAGCUUAUCUUGGCGAGUUGCGUUGUUUCGAAGCAUUAGGGGAGUGGGUAGAACUUUACAAUACCGUUUCAAAGAAAUGGGUCAGUAUGACUAACGACGAAAAGUAUAAAGCAGCGAGACUUGCAGCUGCUGCUGCUUGGGGUUUAAACGAGUGGGAGUCAAUGGCAAAGUAUGUCAACUUCUUACCUGAAAACACUCAAGAUGGUGCUUUCUACAGAGCUGUACUCAAUAUUCAUAAUGAGCAAUUCAAUCAAUCAAGGUUUUACAUUGAUCAAGCACGGUCUUUGUUAGAUUCUGAACUUACAGCUGUGGCUGGUGAGAGCUAUCAAAGAGCAUAUGGUGCUUUAGUAAAUGCUCAGCUAUUGGCAGAAUUGGAAGAAGUAAUCACUUAUAAAUCUGUUUUGGAGAGGAGGGAAUCUAUUAGGCAAGCUUGGUGGACGAGACUUCAGGGUGGGCAAAGGUUGGUAGAAGAUUGGCGUAGAAUAUUACAAGUCAGAAGUUUAGUUUUGACACCACAAGAAGACAUGGCCACUUGGCUAAAAUUUGCAUCUCUGUGUCGAAAAAGUGGUGCGCCACGCCAGGCACAUAAAACGUUAGUUAUGUUGCUGGGCACAGAUCCGAGCAAAAAUCGGGAUAUGCCACUGCCUACACACGAGCCAAGGUUGACACUAGCAUAUGCUAAACAUUUGUGGGUAGCUGGUGACAGACAGUUGGCUUAUGACCAGUUGCAAAGAUAUGUAGACAGAACAGAGACAGGUGACGCUGAACAUUGUAGAUUAUUGGCUCGUUGUCACUUGAAAUUGGGAUCAUGGUGUGAGUCUCUACUUGGAAUUAAUGAACGCUCUGUUCUUGAAAUUCUUCGCAAUUACGAAGCUGCUACAGAACUAUCUUCGGAUUGGUACAAAGCAUGGCAUGCAUGGGCUUACAUGAACUUUGAAACAGUUUUGUUCUAUAAACAUCAAGACACAAAUAAUACUAGUGGUGGAUCAGGAGAAAGGCGACCUUCUCCUGAGUGUAUUCAGCAGUAUACAGUCCCUGCAGUUGAAGGAUUUUUUAAGUCUAUAAAACUUUCUCACGGCAGUUCUCUACAAGAUACUUUGAGGUUGUUAACUUUGUGGUUUGAUUAUGGUCAUUACCCCGCCGUUCAUGAAGCGUUAGUCGAAGGUAUCAGAACUAUUGAAAUAAACGUAUGGCUGCAAGUCAUACCUCAACUCAUAGCCAGAAUCGAUACGCCAAGAGCAUUAGUUGGCAAGUUAAUUCAUUCUCUUCUGAUAGAUAUUGGUAAAUCUCACCCUCAAGCUCUAGUGUAUCCAUUAACGGUGGCUUCAAAGUCGUCGUUCAUAGCACGAAAGAAUGCUGCCAAUCAGGUCUUGAAGUCAAUGUGUACCCAUUCAAUUAAUUUGGUGAAUCAAGCUGCUAUGAUUUCGGAAGAGCUUAUUCGAGUGGCCAUAUUAUGGCAUGAACAGUGGCACGAAGCGUUAGAAGAGGCUUCAAGAUUAUAUUUUAGUGAAAAUGACGUGAACGCUAUGUUUAGAACAUUAGAGCCGUUGCACGCAAUGUUAGAGAGAGGUCCUCAGACCAUGAAAGAAGUGUCGUUUAGCCACGCUUAUGGAAGAGAUCUGAAUGAAGCACAGGAUUGGUGCAAUAGAUACAAGACGUCUGGUUUGGUCCGUGACUUAAACCAAGCCUGGGAUCUUUACUACCACGUGUUCCGGCGCAUUAGUCGGCAAUUACCUCAGUUGACAUCUCUUGAGAUUCAGUAUGUGAGCCCAAGGCUCCUGCAUUGUCGAGAUCUCGAGCUUGCCGUUCCUGGGUCAUACGUUCCAGAUCAAGAUCUCAUCAGAAUCGCACACAUACAAAGUAGCUUGCAGGUUAUCACCUCCAAACAACGUCCCCGACGGUUGUCUAUUCGCGGCUCCAAUGGCAAAGACUACAUAUUUCUUCUAAAGGGCCACGAGGAUCUUCGUCAAGACGAACGUGUGAUGCAGCUAUUCGGGCUAGUCAAUACACUUCUACAAGCCGACCCUGACACUUUCCGCAGGGAUUUAGCUAUCCAAAGAUAUGCUGUUAUUCCAUUAUCAACUAAUUCGGGGCUUAUUGGAUGGGUGCCACAUUGUGAUACUCUGCAUUCUCUUAUAAGGGAUUACAGGGAUAAGAGAAAGUGUUUAUUGAAUAUCGAACAUAGAAUCAUGCAGAGAAUGGCGUCAGAUUUGGAUAAAUUGAUGUUAAUGCAAAAGGUGGAAGUUUUUGAGCAUGCAUUGGAACAUACCGCCGGCGACGAUCUCGCGAAAUUGCUCUGGCUAAAGAGUCCGUCUUCAGAAGUUUGGUUCGAACGUCGUACCAACUACACUCGCUCUUUGGCUGUUAUGAGCAUGGUCGGAUACAUCCUCGGCCUCGGAGACAGACAUCCUUCAAACAUCAUGUUAGACAGAGUCACUGGAAAAUUUCUUCAUAUUGACUUUGGUGACUGUUUUGAAGUGGCUGUAACUAGAGAUAAGUUUCCGGAAAAAAUACCCUUCAGGCUAACCCGGAUGCUUAUCAAUGCCAUGGAGGUAACAGGUAUUGAGGGUACAUAUCGUCGUACCUGUGAAUCAGUCAUGGAGGUAUUGCACCGCCAUAAAGACAGCGUAAUGGCUGUGCUUGAAGCUUUCGUGUACGAUCCUUUACUCAACUGGAGGCUCAUCGACGCGGGCAGACGUUCACGAGCGGAUGCCGAAGUGUGCUCGACGUCGGAGCCCGCAACUUCCCCGCAACCAAGUAGAAGCAGAGUUCAUAUAGGAUUAAAUGAUACCUUAGACCCACCAGCGGAGACCAAUCUCAACAAACGGGCUUUAGCCAUCGUGAACAGAGUCCGGGACAAAUUAACCGGUCGUGAUUUCCCCCAUAUAGAUGAGAUAGUAUCGGUACAAAAACAAGUAGAGCUGCUCAUUCAACAGGCAACUAGCAAUGAGAACUUGUGCCAAUGUUAUGUUGGUUGGUGUCCAUUCUGGUAA
Molecule: messenger RNA, 7296 nt
Organism: Arctia plantaginis
Lineage: Eukaryota; Metazoa; Arthropoda; Insecta; Lepidoptera; Erebidae
Source: the annotation of a GenBank genome assembly